CGCAGUGGCGGCGGCGGGGGGCGGCUAUGGCGGCGGCGGCGCCGCUGCCCCCGGUGGCCCUGGCGCCCCCUGGCGGUGGCGUGGGGCGGGCGGCGGCGGGCCCGGGGGGAGCGGCGGGCCCGGGGGGCGCUGCCCGGGCUGAGGGUGCCGAGGGGCUGUUCGUGGUGCUGGGAGCGGGGCUCGCCGCCGCCAGCCACCCGCUGCUCUACGUCAAGCUGCUCGUCCAGGUUGGACAUGAGCCACUACCUCCAACCGUUGGAAGAAACGUCCUGGGAAGGAAAGUCCUGUACCUGCCCGGCUUCUUCACCUACGCCAGACACAUUGUGGAAGUGGAUGGGAAAAGAGGCCUCUUCCGUGGUCUUACUCCUCGCCUCAUCUCAAGCACUUUAUCAACCAUCACCAGGGGGAGCGUGAAGAAGGCCUUUCCACUGGAAGACAUGGAGCAUGUUUCUAACAAGGACGAUGUGAAGACCUCCCUUAGGAAAGUGGUGAAGGAGACAUCUCACGAGAUGAUGAUGCAGUGCGUGUCCCGGGUUGUCUCGCACCCGCUGCACGUGAUCUCUAUGCGCUGCAUGGUCCAGUUCGUGGGCCGGGAAGUAAAAUACAGGUGUUCCUGCAGCCUGGCAGAGUGCAGACACAAUGCUCCGUGGGUUGAGAAGCAGCAGCAGAGCAGAGCUGCCCGCUGCAUUGCUGGCUGGUGGCUGCAGAACGCAUGCAAAGCUGCGCAGGACAGAGAUGGAGCAACCCCGGCACACUUACAGCUCUUCUCCUUUCUUGGCAGCGGUGUGUUCAGCGCCAUUGGCAGGAUAUUUAAGGAAGAAGGGAUCCUGGGAUUCUUUGUCGGUUUGGUCCCUCACAUCCUGGGGGAUGUCAUCUUCCUCUGGUGCUGCAACCUCUUGGCUCACUUCAUCAACACCUACGUGGUGGAUGAUAACUUCAGCCAGGCAUCGGUGAUCCGGAGCUACACAAAAUUCGUGAUGGGGAUCGCUGUGAGCAUGCUGACGUACCCGUUCCUUCUCGUGGGAGAUCUCAUGGCAGUGAACAACUGUGGGCUGCGCGCUGGCCUCCCGCCCUAUGCUCCUGCGUUUCCAUCCUGGAUCCAUUGCUGGAGGUAUCUCAGUGCUCAGGGGCAGCUGUUCCGUGGCUCCAGCCUGCUCUUCCGCAGAGCGCCCGUGCCAGCCGCCUGCUUCCCCAUCGACUGACUCCUCGGCAGGGAGAGGCGAUCGACUUGGACUUCUCAAAGAAACCCUAAGCUUGUUCCGAUAGAUUUCUGUUUUUUUUCUUUUUGAUCCAAAGUCUGUGGUGCCAGAGCAAGACACCUCCUCUCCAGCAAGGCCAGCAACGAGUUGGCUUCUGGACAUCUGGCUUCAGGCUCCAGCUGGACCAAAGCUCCAUCCUCACGGCUGUCUCAACCGGGACACGUAGCAGAGAAAGCAGGAGGGCAUUGUCUUGUCUCUUUGGUCCAGGCUGUAGCUCCGGAGUCACUGGGAAAGUCCAGGAAACCAGAAAAUGCCGAGGUACUGAAGGAGCCAGCCCUGAGGUGCAGGGACAAAAGCCCGAGCUGAGAAGCAGCUGGAGAUCUGAGGUCGCCUUGCUGGGAGUGCUGUGGCAGGUGGCUCAUCCCGGGCGAGAUCAACCUUAUUUAAUAUUUUGAGGGUACCAGAACACCAGGGAGGGUUCAGCCUCCCACGGGCACGAAAGGGAAAUUACAGUUAUCAAAACACAAAAGGGAAUCAGAGUCCCACUACAAAGAGCAGCGCAGUCCCAAAGAGACGGGUAUGGGCUCGGUGUGGAGAGCGCACGCGGGGAGGGCUGCGCGCUGCGCCAGCUGCUCCGUGAAGGCUUUUUGCUGCGGGACAGGCUGCGUUGAGGAUACACCCGACGGAGCUGCUGGGUGUAACCUGGACGGGCAGCCCCUACGCGUUUCUCAGGGGAGACGGGUCCUGGGUUCGACUGGCGUGACUGCAUCGCACGAGCCUCACCAUGAACCUGCCGGGCUCCUUCCGAACCCCGGCGUCGCUGCUUCACCGACGGACACGGAGCCGCGCGUGGCAGCGUCCUGAUGAUAACAGCUACACCCCAAAGGGUUCGACUUGCAGGAGGGGCACUCGGUCCGUUGCUGUCUGGAAUAAACAAGCUGGCCAGAGGCUUGUAAGACAUCGGGGCGAAGGGCUCCUGGUGCACACAGGAGCACGGCUCAGCGCAGCAGAGCUCACUGGUGGCAGCGGGACAGGAUUUACUCUCAGCUGCCCAGAUGAGACUUUUUUUUUGCACCGGUCUGUGCUGUCACAGCAGCCAGACAGAUUUCCUGUUUUGGUUCCCCCACGAAGCAGUUUUGCACAGAGGUUGCUGCACUCUCUGGGAAGAGGUUUUGUGGUCCUUGAGCAGGUUCCCGUGUGCUGCCGGAGCAGCAGCUGGGGUCACAUCUCAUCCUGGUCCUCUGGGGACCCCAGCCUGCCAUCGCCCAGGGGUUUUCCUCCAUCAGAGAGGUUUGAUCUGCACCUCCCAGCCAGGGCUGGCAGGAUGGUGCUGGAACAUUCUGGGACUGGCAGUCCCCACCCAGCUCCCUUCAGUGUGGUGAAGUUGGUCCCGUUUGUCCUCCCUUCCUCCUAUACAGUUUAAGUUACAGUAACAGAAGUUAAAUAAUGCAUGGCCCUGUUCCCUACCACCAGAGAUUAUUUCAAAGAAGGUUUAACUAUGCUCCAAAAUACAGCUGUAAAACAAC
Messenger RNA from Falco peregrinus (peregrine falcon), 2725 nucleotides. It is a transcript of the gene MTCH1, whose product is annotated as mitochondrial carrier 1. The record is from RefSeq and is a predicted model, not a curated record. Gene Ontology annotation, cellular component: membrane; mitochondrion. Bases 27 to 1202 code for a protein of 391 amino acids. The transcript is spliced from 12 exons. Gene Ontology annotation, biological process: positive regulation of apoptotic process. NCBI's taxonomy places the organism in Eukaryota, Metazoa, Chordata, Aves, Falconiformes, Falconidae.